GGAAGCUUUCAGAUGUCACAGGGUUGUAGAUAACAUUUGAACAUAUGAUUAGCUUUCGAGAGCUGUCUUUAGAAACCUUACAUUUUUUCCCCCACACACCUUAGCCAGAGAUCCUUCCCUUGAGGUUUCGGGACACUUAAAAUGUUGCUUUGCCAAAAAUCAAGGAUGUGGAGAAGGUUUUCCUGUGUGAUGUCAUUUUGCUGCCCUUUAUAAGCCUCUGCAGGGAAGAAGGGAACCUAUCUGAGGAUCCGCACUCGGGCACGAGGGCGAGCGAGGAGCGCGGAGGUGAAUCCAGCUGCAGAUCCCGACCAACCAUGGAACAGCGAUCCCUGCCACCCUGCAGCUCCCUGCUCCUGGUGCUCUGCAGCCUGAGGGCUACCUUUGCCUUCCCCAACUCCUCUCCACUGCUGAAUCCCAGCUGGGGGAACGGGGACCGCCUGAUGCACCUCUACACGGACACGGAGAGGAGCAGCUUCCACCUCCAAAUCAACGCCGACGGCUACGUCGAUGGUGCCCCUCACCAAACCAUCUACAGUGCCCUGAUGAUCAGGUCUGAGGGUGCUGGCUCAGUAAUAAUCACAGGGGUGAAGAGUGGACGUUACCUGUGCAUGGACAUGAAAGGAAACAUAUUUGGCUCGCAUUACUUCAGCCAAGAGGACUGCGUGUUCACCCACAGGACGCUGGAGAACGGGUACGACGUGUACCAGUCUCCCAAACACGCCUUCCUGGUGAGCCUGGGCAGGGUCAAGCAAGCUUUUCAGCCCGGCACGAACCCUCCCCCGUACUCCCAGUUCUUGUCCAGGAGGAACGAGAUCCCCCUGUUCCGCUUCAACACCCCCGAGCCGCACAGGAACACGAGGAGCGCGGAGCUGGACCCCGCCGAUCCUCACCAGAUCCUGGGCCCGCACAGGAAGGCCUCGGGGCUGGGCUCUGCCCCGCAGCAGGGAGCAGACCUCCCCCACGAGCCCCGGGAACCCGUGAGGAUCAACCAGAACGACGUGGUGAACCCCGACGACCCCCACGCCAUGCUGGAGGCCCGCAGGUACCCCAGCCCUCGGUUCUACAUCACGGGAUAACGGGGACCCCAUCGCAGAG
Molecule: messenger RNA, 1095 nt
Organism: Empidonax traillii (willow flycatcher)
Lineage: Eukaryota; Metazoa; Chordata; Aves; Passeriformes; Tyrannidae
Gene: FGF23
Product: fibroblast growth factor 23
Exons: 3
Coding region: 315-1076 (253 amino acids)
Biological process (GO): fibroblast growth factor receptor signaling pathway; animal organ morphogenesis; cell differentiation
Cellular component (GO): cytoplasm
Molecular function (GO): type 1 fibroblast growth factor receptor binding; growth factor activity
Source: RefSeq, a predicted model, not a curated record